UUUCCAAACUGCAAUAAUUGAAUUUUUGGCUUAGUUAUGAAUAAUUUAAUACAAGGUUUAGUGCGUUCCCUUUCCUUCAGUAUGUGUCCCAUCUUAUCUCUUUAACAAAUUUCCUGCAGGUGCUCCCGCAGACAAUCACUCUUCUUUGUGCUCCCAGUUUCCGUUCCAUGCUCUAGCUUAUCUUUAUAUUGAAACCCAAGGCAAACAUUGCCGCACAGAGAGUGGUGACGCCUCACUUCCUCGUAGCCCCCACACCAAGUUCAUUGCCGUGUGUAAACACCUGAGAGCUCACAAGGCGGCGGCGCAGGUGUUUCUGGGCUUCUGUAACUGGUUGCUCAUUGGGUAAGGUCAGUGUCGCCACUCGCUGGGCUAGGCUGGCCUGGGCUCUAUAAAUGUUUGUGUAAUGGGCUUCUGAGCUCCAGUACAGGAGAGUCAACUGAUCGAGAUGCAAGCUGCUCUGCUUCUGCUGACGAUGAUGUGGACGCUUUGGAUACCGGAGAUUGCGGCAGCGGCGGUGGAGGAGCAACUGGAGUUGCAACGCAAUCCGCGCGUGGUCGGCGGACAUCUCAGCGAUGUGCGGAAUCAACCGCAUAUGGUCAAUAUACGGCGGCGUGGCAAUUUCGAAUGCGGCGGCUCCCUGAUCACGUCGCAGUGCGUCCUCACCGCCGCUCAUUGCCUGAAUGACGGGCCGCCCUCCGAUUUCGUGGUCCGCGGCGGAGUCACCUAUCUGAGCGACAUGAGCAAUGCACGCUACGUCCGGAAGGUAUUGUUACCGUCGGCCUACAGUCGCACCACCUUGGACCAUGAUGUGGCUAUACUGCAGCUCCAGCAGCCGCUCCAGGCCUCCAUUGCUCGUCCUAUAGGAUUGGCUUUGAACUCACCGCGUCCGGGUAGCUUUGUAAGAGUCUCCGGCUGGGGUUUGACCGACUCCGACUCCACGACGCUGCCCAAUCAGCUGCAUAGCGUCCAUGUGAAGGUGAUGCCGCAACGCGAAUGCCGGAACUUGUACCGUGGCUAUCGAAACAUCACCACGACCAUGUUCUGUGCCUCGGUGCCGGGACUAAAGGAUGCCUGUGCCGCCGAUUCAGGCGGACCUGUGGUCAAUGCACACGGCUUCCUCGUGGGCGUCGUGUCCUGGGGUAGGGCGCAUCGCUGUGCAGCGGCGGACAGUCCCGGUGUUUACUCCGAUGUGAAUUACCUAUCCGACUGGAUAGUCGAUAACAUGCACAGGUACUGCUAAGAGCUGCU
Drosophila serrata is the source of this 1248-nucleotide messenger RNA. RefSeq names its product trypsin beta. Gene Ontology annotation, molecular function: serine-type endopeptidase activity. Gene Ontology annotation, biological process: proteolysis. NCBI's taxonomy places the organism in Eukaryota, Metazoa, Arthropoda, Insecta, Diptera, Drosophilidae. The record is from RefSeq and is a predicted model, not a curated record.